CAAUGAUAAUAUUGUUUAUGUGGAAUAAACCAUAUUUUUCUCAAUAAUGUCGUAAUUAAACAUAUAAUAAUAAUGGAUUCAAUUUCUAUAACAUCUCAAUUCUCAAACUGCACUCUCUUAUUUCAUUUCAUCAAUCACUCAAGUGAACCCCACAAACACAAAAGAUGACUGGCCCAGUUAAUGGCGAACCCACCAUCAAGUUCACCAAGUUAUUCAUCGAUGGAGAUUUUGUGGAUUCGGUUACAGGCAAGACAUUUGAAACAAUAGAUCCAAGAACAGGAGAAGUUAUAGCAAGGAUCAGCGAAGGAACCAAAGAAGACAUUGAUGUUGCUGUAAAGGCAGCUCGUUAUGCAUUUGACUUUGGUCCUUGGCCCCGCCUGCCUGGUGCUGAAAGAGCAAAACUUAUGAUGAAAUUUGCGGACCUAAUUGAUGAAAACAUAGAAGAGCUAGCAGCACUUGAUGCCAUUGAUGCAGGAAAGUUGUACCAUAUGUGUAAGGCUCUUGACAUUCCCUCAGCAGCAAAUACACUUCGUUACUAUGCAGGUGCAGCUGAUAAAAUUCAUGGAGAGGUAUUAAAAGUUGCAAGAGAGUUCCAUGCUUAUACAUUGAUGGAACCAAUUGGUGUUGUUGGACACAUUAUUCCUUGGAACUUUCCCACUUCCCUGUUCUUUGUCAAGGUUAGCCCUUGCUUAGCUGCUGGGUGCACCAUGGUCGUCAAACCUGCUGAGCAAACACCUCUAUCUGCUUUGUUUUAUGCUCAUCUAGCUAAAUUGGCUGGAAUCCCAGAUGGAGUGAUCAAUGUAGUACCCGGAUUUGGAGCUACUGCUGGUGCUGCAGUGAGCUCACACAUGGACAUUGAUGCGGUUAGCUUUACUGGUUCAACACAAACUGGGCGUGAGAUAAUGCAAGCUGCAGCUAAGAGUAACUUGAAACAUGUUUCACUUGAAUUAGGAGGCAAGUCACCCCUCAUAAUAUUUGAUGAUGCUGAUAUUGACAAAGCUACUGAACUUGCUCUAUUAGGCAUCCUAUUUAACAAGGGAGAAGUGUGUGUUGCAAGUUCACGUGUGUUUGUUCAAGAAGGGAUCUAUGAUGAAUUUGAGAAAAAAUUGGUAGAAAAGGCUAAAACUUGGGUCAUUGGAGACCCAUUUGAUCCUAAAGUUCAGCAAGGACCUCAAGUUGACAAGAAACAAUUUGAAAAAGUUCUUUCAUAUAUAGAGCAUGGGAAGAAAGAAGGAGCUACCCUUUUGACUGGGGGUAAAACAGUGGGAAACAAAGGAUACUAUAUUGAACCAACAAUUUUCUCCAAUAUAAAGGAUGAUAUGGUUAUAGCACAGGAUGAAAUAUUUGGUCCUGUGAUGGCACUGAAGAAGUUUAAGACUAUUGAGGAAGCAAUUAAGAGUGCUAAUAAUACAAGAUAUGGACUAGCAGCAGGUAUUGUGACAAAGAAUUUGGAUAUUGCAAACACAGUGUCAAGAUCCAUUCGUGCAGGCACUAUUUGGAUAAACUGUUAUUUUGCUUUUGGAGAUGAUAUUCCUUUUGGAGGAUAUAAAAUGAGUGGAUUUGGAAGAGAUUAUGGAUUAGAAGCCCUUCACAAGUAUCUACAAGUUAAAUCUGUUGUUACUCCCAUUUAUAAUUCUCCCUGGCUCUAAGUAUUUAACUUUGUAUUUUGUAAAGUGACUAGUAAUUCUUGACCAAAAAAAAAAAAAGUGACUAGUAAUUCCAACUUUAUACCACCCAAAUGCUAUCUUUUUUUAUCGGUGAACUCAGCUCAUCUAUUAUAAACCAUUAAUCGUGAAAAUAAAGUUUUUCAAUGAUUUUGUCA
Molecule: messenger RNA, 1822 nt
Organism: Medicago truncatula (barrel medic)
Lineage: Eukaryota; Viridiplantae; Streptophyta; Magnoliopsida; Fabales; Fabaceae
Product: aldehyde dehydrogenase family 2 member C4
Exons: 9
Coding region: 165-1649 (494 amino acids)
Molecular function (GO): oxidoreductase activity, acting on the aldehyde or oxo group of donors, NAD or NADP as acceptor
Source: RefSeq, a predicted model, not a curated record